Messenger RNA from Mya arenaria, 408 nucleotides. Its product is annotated as lectin BRA-3-like. The coding region runs from base 1 to 408 and encodes 135 amino acids. Lineage: Eukaryota; Metazoa; Mollusca; Bivalvia; Myida; Myidae. The record is from RefSeq and is a predicted model, not a curated record. The transcript has 2 exons.
AUGGCCGAGGAGACAACAGCUCACUUUGGAUCAUCAACGUAUUUGCCAUUUUCCGCUAAAAGAGCCUGGCAUGAUGCGCAAAGCACGUGCGAGCUGAUGGGCGGUCAUCUUGUAACCAUAUCAACGCAGGAAGAAUACAACUUUGUCCUUGGCCUACGAGUUGACCCUUUAUCUGACACAUGGGUAGGCGCAAAUGACAUUCCGAUCGAGGGCAAUUUCACCUGGAUAACUGGAGAGGAGUGGACGUAUAACAAGUUUACCAAUGCGGACGCGUGGGCUGGUUCUGAACGUGACACCGAUUGUUUGCUUAUUAGAAAAGAUCAGUUUGUUAGUCCCCGUUUCUCCAACAAAUUCGAUGACGCGUAUUGCAGCCGUUUGGCACAGUUUGUCUGCGAAAUGUCCUUGUAG